AUGUCUCCCUACACCGUGUUGGUCCUUUGCAUCCAGAUUUGUCUGAUUCAGUCGGUGUUCAGCCAGGUCUGCUGCGGCUCCAAAGGCUACAGCUCUGGCUCUUACGGCAUCAGCAGUGGCUCUUACAGCGGCGGCUGUGGCUCGUACGGCGGACAGGGCUGCGGGCAGGUGGGCGUGAACGGCGACAUCCAAGCGUGCGGCAACACCUGCGUUCAGGGAUGCGUGCCCGUGCUCGGCUCCGUCUGCUUCGAUGGCUGCGCGCCCGCCUGCGGCUCCGUCUCCAUCUGCGGACAGUGCUGCGGAUGCGGAUGCCCAGGGGCGGCGGUGGCGGCGCUGGGGUUGCCGAGCUCCUGCGUGAUGGCGACGGCGUCCCCGCAGCCGUACGCCACCGGCGCCGUGCCGUUGGUGUCGAACGUGCCCUCGAACGCCACGGCGCUCAGGUACGGCAGCGCGCCGGACAGCUCCAGCUCGCCGGCCAGCCCCAGGUCCGUGGCCACGGCGAUGCCGGACGGCGUGAUGGGGCCGAGGCUGGUUAUCGCCAGAGCGCCGAGCGCGCAGUACGGCGGCGCGGGCACUGGUCAGGUCAGCGUGUCUGGCGACAUCGACGCGAGCGGCCAGACCGUUGUCGUCGGCUCCGUGCCCGUGCUCGGCACGGUCGACUUCAACGGGACCGUGGCCGCGUCCGGAACUACGCUGACGACUUUGGAGCCAGAGUUGAUGUUGGCGUUGACGCCGGUCGGGUUGCCGAUCUCGUUCGUGAUGGCGAUGCAGUCUCCGCAACCGUACGCCACCGGCGCGGAGCCGCUGGUGUCGAACUGGCCCUGGAACUCCACGGCGCUCAGGUACGGCAGCGCGCCGGACAGGUCCAGGUCGCCGGACAGGCCGAGCUCCGUGGCCACGGCGAUGCCGGACGGGGUGAUAGGGCCGAGCGCGGUGAUGAGCAGGUCGCCGCCGCUGUUGGAGACUUCUACUACAGCAGAAAACACAUUCAAAAUGUCCCGGUUUGCAGUUGUUCUUCUUUGCGUCCAGGCUUUCCUGAUCCAGGCAGCUUUUAGCCAGCAGUGUGGCUGCAUUCAAAACUACGCCCAGUACAGUGCCCCCCUGAGCGCACCCUCCCCCAUUAGUUACGCGUCCUCGUCGUACGGCGGGUCCGGCACCGGACAAGUCGGCGUGUCCGGCAGCAUCGACGCGGACGGUCAGACCGCCGUCGUCGGCUCCGUGCCCGUGCUCGGCGCCGUCGACUUCGGCGGCAAGGUCGCCGCCGCCGGAUCCGUGUCCAUCUCCGGACAGUGCGGAUGCGGAUGCCAGGCUUAAUUUUUUAAUGAUGAUUGCAAGAAGAUUUUUUUAUACUAAUAAAAAGUAAAAAGUUAUUUUA
Messenger RNA from Leguminivora glycinivorella, 1375 nucleotides. RefSeq lists its product as uncharacterized. Bases 1 to 1314 code for a protein of 437 amino acids. NCBI's taxonomy places the organism in Eukaryota, Metazoa, Arthropoda, Insecta, Lepidoptera, Tortricidae. The record is from RefSeq and is a predicted model, not a curated record. The transcript is spliced from 7 exons.